AAAUAGUAAUGUUGAUUUCAAUGUUAUGGCCAUCAAGAUGAAAGAGAAGUAUGAUAAGUAUUGGGGUGAUAUUGAUAAGAUGAAUUUGCUUAUGUUUGUUGCUUGUGUUUUAGAUCCUAGACAAAAACUAAAGUAUCUUGAAUUUGCACUUAGUGAAAUGUCUAGUCCUGAAAAAGCUUGUGAAAUGAUGCAAAAGUUGAAGGAAUCUUUGUAUGAAUUGUUUGAUGAGUAUAAGCCUCCACUUCAUAAUACUUGUAGCCAAUCGAGUGUGUCAACACAUGUUUCUAUUGGUGAACCACAACAAAAAAUGAAAAGGCGAAUGCAAGCUUUGUAUAAAAAGCGUGAGUUGGAAAUUUGUGGUGAGGAUAAAACAUCUGAGUUGGAUAAGUAUCUAGCUGAGGCUAAUGAAGAAUUUGUUGAAGAUUUUGAUAUUUUAUUGUGGUGGAAAGUGAACAGUCCUAGAUUUCCCACUCUUUCAAAAAUUGCCAGAGAUAUGUUAGCUAUACCGGUUUCUACGGUUGCUUCAGAGUCUGCAUUUAGCACCGGAGGACGUGUGCUUGAUCAAUAUAAGAGUUCUUUAACUCCUAAAAUUGUACAAGCUCUUGUGUGUACUCAAGAUUGGAUUCGAAGAUCAUCAUCACAAUAAGACAUAAAAAAGAUUGAAGAACAAAUCCAAGAGCUUGACAAGAUUGAAAAUGGUUUAAUGCAAAUGGAGAUAUUUUGGAGAGAUGAAAUGAAU
This is a messenger RNA of Gossypium raimondii (Peruvian cotton), 739 nucleotides long. Its product is annotated as zinc finger BED domain-containing protein DAYSLEEPER-like. The record is from RefSeq and is a predicted model, not a curated record. NCBI's taxonomy places the organism in Eukaryota, Viridiplantae, Streptophyta, Magnoliopsida, Malvales, Malvaceae. Bases 26 to 646 code for a protein of 206 amino acids. The transcript is spliced from 2 exons. Gene Ontology annotation, molecular function: DNA binding; protein dimerization activity.